Petromyzon marinus (sea lamprey) is the source of this 3992-nucleotide messenger RNA. RefSeq names its product ammonium transporter Rh type B-like. Gene Ontology annotation, molecular function: ammonium channel activity. Gene Ontology annotation, biological process: ammonium homeostasis; ammonium transmembrane transport. NCBI's taxonomy places the organism in Eukaryota, Metazoa, Chordata, Hyperoartia, Petromyzontiformes, Petromyzontidae. The record is from RefSeq and is a predicted model, not a curated record. Gene Ontology annotation, cellular component: plasma membrane.
GCAACGCAACGCAGGCGAAGUGAAUUUGAAUCGCGCGUGGCCGCGCGCGCAAUUCGCUUCCGACCAAUAAAACUUCCUCCAGGGGGUGGAGGGGUGGAGGGGGGCGACCCGCGUCCCUCUGGUCGAUACAAAGCGGGAGGGGAAAGUGCCACGAGGGCCACUUGUGCAGUUGCGCGCCUCGCUCAAGUGCAGCUUUUUUUGGUUCAUCAUCCAGCCACGAACCCCUCCCCACCACCACCACCACCAACCCAGGCAGCAAUCCAUCCGCCGUGCAAUACACCAGCGUCUUGCUGGAGCUGUUGACACAUCAGUCACGGGACGCAUCAGCGGCAGCAGGAGCGCAGGCUACACACACAAACACAGAGAGAGAGAGACAAGGCUCGCGUCAUCCACAGGCCAGUCUCAAUUAUUUUGUCACCGGCCACAAUUUGUAAAGACCGCCGAGGUCCGUAGUUUGGUUGCUGCUGCUGCCGUUGUUGUUGUGGUCGUAGUUUCGCUGCGACGAGAUGGCAGCUGUUUACGGCACCAGCAUGCGCACCAAGUUGCCGCUCGUGGGGUUCAUCCUGCAAGUGUCGAUGAUCAUCCUGUACGGCGUGUUCGUGCGCUACGACAAGGACAGCGACGCCAAGUACGAGACGAACACCACGGACCACGGGGAGAAUGAAUUUUACUUCCGAUACCCCAGCUUCCAGGACGUGCACGUGAUGGUCUUCGUCGGCUUCGGCUUCCUCAUGACGUUCCUGCAGCGCUACGGCUACAGCAGCGUGGGCUUCAACUUCAUGAUCGCCGGCUUCGGCAUCCAGUGGGCCAUCCUGGUGCAGGGCUGGGUGCAGCACUUUGACUCCAACACCGGCACCAUCAAGGUCAACCUGGAGAGCAUGAUCAACGCGGACUUCUGCAGCGCCUCCGUGCUCAUCUCCUUCGGCGCCGUGCUGGGCAAGACCAGCCCUGUGCAGCUGCUCAUCAUGACCGUGAUCGAGGAGCUCAUCUUCAGCGUCAACGAGUUCGUGGGCAUCUACAUCCUGCGGGUGAAAGACGCCGGCGGCUCGAUGAUAAUCCACAUCUUUGGCGCUUACUUCGGGCUCACGGUGACACGAAUGCUCUACAGGAAGGGCCUUGAGGAAGGCCACCCCAAGGAGGGUGCCGUGUACCACUCUGACCUCUUCGCCAUGAUCGGAACCCUCUUCCUGUGGAUGUUCUGGCCGAGCUUCAACUCGGCCAUCGCUCUGCACGGGGACGACCAGAUGAGGGCCGUCAUGCACACCUACUUCUCCCUGGCCUCCUGCGUGCUCACCACCAUCGUCAUCUCCAGCCUCCUGGACAACCACGGCAAGCUCGACAUGGUUCACAUCCAGAACGCGUCGCUGGCUGGCGGCGUGGCGGUGGGCACGUGCGGCGACAUGAUGCUCAGCCCGUACGGCGCCCUCAUCCUGGGAUUUAUCGCCGCCAUCAUCUCCACCUUCGGCUUCAAGUACCUGACGCCCAUCCUGGCCUCCAAGCUGAAAAUCCAGGACACCUGCGGGGUGCACAAUCUGCACGGCCUGCCGGGCAUCGUCGCCGGCAUCGCCGGUGCCGUGGUGGCUGCGUGCGCCUCCGAGGAGGUGUACGGGUUCAGCCUGUACCGGACUUUCCCAGACCUGGUGCCGAGCGACAUGAACAGCGUGGAGUUCAAGCGGAUCGCGCAGGUCUACCAAGACAUUAAACCCGGGCAGGGGCGCACGCCGCUGCUGCAGGGCGGAUUCCAGGCGCUGCAGAUCCUCGUCACGCUCGGCAUGGCCAUCGGAGGCGGCCUCGUCACCGGAUUCAUCCUCAAGCUGCCCUUCUGGGGGCAGCCCCCCGAUAAGAACUGCUAUGAGGACAACGUCUACUGGGAGGUCCCUGGGGAGGGGGAGGAGGAAGAGGAACUGGGUUCCGUUCACCAGAAGCUUGGCGGAGAUGGGGAGCAUGCAUAAGAUGAGCACAGCCACCACCACCACCAUUGCCAUUGCCACCACAGCCAACACCACCACCACUGCCACCAUCAUGGCCACCACCAUCGCCACCGCGACCGCGUCCACCACCACCGCCACCACUACCGCCACCACCACCACCACCGCCACCACAACCGUGGCCACCAUAAAUGCCAAGACUCUCAUGCAACGCUCGCCCACAGACCCUUGCCCAUGUGCCUUCCAGCAUCUCAAAACACUCCAACGCCAAGCGAAUUUCCAUAGACUCACCAACAGUCGUAUUCGUCAAUUGGCGUCAACACGUCAUUGGAAUGAAUGAUCAGAUUUUACAAUUUUGCAGCAUUAUCCAGUACCCUGCAGUGUUUAAAGUGUUACACGAAUCGAGGCCGUUUUGCUUUCUGGCAAAAUGUUUUCAAAGAGGAGGUAGGUUUUGUGAAUUAAGAUUGUGUUUUUAAGAUAUUUUUCAUCAUCAUCAACAUCACGAUCAAUUUCCUUCCCACUUACACAUGUGGACAUGUCUUGCAAUGUUUACUGCUUGACAAGUAACAUUUUAAACUUUUUAAAAAGAAAACAUAGUGCACAACAAAUCUAAGGUGGUAGUUUUCAGCGGCUGAAUAGAGUCUAUCAACAAGGGUGCCAUGAAUUAUUUAAUGAAGUUAAAUGAGGCAACGUUUAUUGAAUUAACAAUCGAGUCUCCAAAUUUCGUGCAUCAGCCUAUUCUAACCAAUUAAACUUUUGUACUUCCAUUUUUCAUGCUAUAUUUUACCUUAUUGACCUAUUCUAGCCAACACCACACACAUUUUUGACAAUAACACAGUUCAUGAGAGGCCAGACCCACCCAGCCCUUCUAGCCUAGAAAGCCCAGCCUAAACACCUAAUGCUAGGGAAAACUUUUUUCAGAGGAAAAUGUUUCCUAAUUUUUGUUCUAAUGGGGAGAGAAUUCAAAUAUUACUUUACGCAAGCUUCAUGACACUAGUUUUGUAUUCACAAACGUUCGUGCAUUUGCCACCGAUUUUUGUCCGCACUGACAUGUUGCCCUUGACGACUCUUACCAAUGCCACGUGACUUCAUCCUGCCAAUAACAGCGAUGUUCGCCUGUGCAACAGUCAAACCGUUUUCGCCUUGAUGCUGAACAAGUUGCAUGUUCGCAGAGCCAAAUUCACCUUUAAUUAGGCACUCAUUACAGCCCCUGUAAUACCGAACUACAAAACAAUGAUCACGUGCAGCAUUAUUGCUGAAUAGUUGCACCGUUAAACGUCAGUUUUUAGGCACAUGUUCUUGGGUCUUUCGGUAAAGUCACGUGGAUAGAUAUUAUUGAAUUCCUGCAGUCACGAAAGCUUUAAGUCAAGGUUUUAGGCACAUGCUACAAUCAACCUGUUUCAAUCAUUAUCCUCGUAUCUUUCUGUCCGAAACUAAUAUUCGGUGACCAACUCAACAAAAGUAGUUUUGAAAGAAAAAAAAAACGCUGCGUAACUUUAACAUGACAGGAAAAAAAAAUUGGUUUUGUUUAAAUGCUAUGAUGAAACAAUUUACAGGGUGCAUUGCAGAUUUUGUUUUAUGGUCUAAAUGGGUUUAUUUUUAUUCUCUUCCCGAAUACGGCAUUUGCACUGCCCACAUUCAAGCACAAGCCAUUCCGUACUCGGGGAAAGCCUUAAACAAGGCGGACAACACUUCUGAAUGAAUAUAUUUUCAAAGAAGCGCGUUCCCAUACAACUAAUCCGCCCCAGGCAUUUUUUAACAGAGAUGUCAUAUUUUAAACGUUGCUAUUCUGAAUUAACGCAUUUUAAAAGCGUGUAUGCAUUUUUUACUUAGUGCUUUUGUUCCCUUAUUACUCAGCCUUUUCUGUUAAAAAAAAGCAUCAGCUAUUAAACUACGAUAUAUUAAUAAUGAUAAUUGCGUAACAGCCAUCGCAGCUGUCUUGAGUUUAAGUUAACAUCACUGUGCGCACAAACAGCUUUCACUUGUUGACGCUACCCAACAGGUUUUUUUUUACCACCCUCCUGAAAUAAAGAUGAAGUAGCAAUAAACGGAUUAUCUUUUCAA